This is a messenger RNA of Dentiscutata erythropus, 678 nucleotides long. NCBI's taxonomy places the organism in Eukaryota, Fungi, Glomeromycota, Glomeromycetes, Diversisporales, Gigasporaceae. The record is from the annotation of a GenBank genome assembly.
AUGACCCACCUACAAUUUCCUGAAAGCUUUCUUGAGCGAGUUAACAAAUUGCGUAGAGAACUAAACGAAAUUUCCAGAGAGGUACAACUCAUGAUAGACGGCACUGAAGCAUAUUUGAUGGUGGAAGGAUGCGAGAUAAACCUGGUAGAAAGGUACAAAAUAAACCUGGUAGAACUCUCGAGUAAUGAAGGAGCACCACAAGAGAAUGACAUACUGCUCCCAGAUACCUUGGAUGUGGUAGUCGCACCAGCAGAAAUGCAUGACCUGACAAGAGCUAUGCUUAAUCAUGACGUAGCAGGGCUACUUUCAGUGGCUAUGGAUCUAGCUGUUCUGAAGAAGCAACAAGUGAAUGCUUAUAGAAGACUCGGAGCAGGAGUUACAAGGGCACUCUCAUCAAAAUGGGGCGCGAACCUACCAGAUAGUGCAGAGGAUAAGAAUACUUAUCCAAGAAGUUGGGAUGUUAUAACCAAAGAACCUCCAGCUGGUAACUUCCGAUUGGAUCUAUUAUGGAGAUGGGAUCGCAGGAGCUCCCCUUUGAAGGAAGAAAUGUUUGAGAUGGUAUUAGAAGGUCCUAAUAAACCAGAUCUGGAUAAGGUUAAUGGAGACAGAAAGAAGUUGAUGGAUGAGGGUGUUUUUGCUUUUAAUAAGUUUAUAAUAAGCACUGAGUUACCAACGUGA